Molecule: messenger RNA, 1632 nt
Organism: Arabis nemorensis
Lineage: Eukaryota; Viridiplantae; Streptophyta; Magnoliopsida; Brassicales; Brassicaceae
Source: the annotation of a GenBank genome assembly
AUGAUGAACAACACUUCCAAUGGAGGAAUGAUCUCCGUUCCUUCUUCUUCGGCGGCGGCGAACACUCAGUCUCCGGGAAUCAAGACGUAUUUCAAGACUCCUGAAGGUAAGUACAAGCUCCACUACGAGAAGACGCAUCCCUCUGGUCUCCUUCACUACACACAUGGCAAAACUGUCACUCAGGUUACUAUAGCUCACCUUAAGGACAAACCUGCUCCAUCGACCCCUACUGGUACCUCGUCAAGUUCCAGUGCUAGUAGCGGUUUCCGGUCAGCAACAGCAAGGUUGUUGGGUGGUGGGAAUGGUAACCGUGCGCUUAGUUUUGUUGGAGGCAAUGGAGGGAACAAAAAUGUGAGUACAAAUGCAAGAAUUGGUGCCUCAUUCACUGCUUCCAGUUCUAGUACCUUGGGUACUAAUACAAAUUUCGAUGGGAAAGGAAGUUACCUAGUCUUCAAUGUGGGUGAUGCUAUUUUUAUAUCUGACUUGAACUCACAAGACAAGGAUCCAGUAAAGUCUAUACAUAUCAGCAAUUCAAACCCUAUGUGCCACGCGUUUCAUCCAGAUGCUAAGGAUGGACAUGAUCUACUUAUUGGGCUGAAUUCUGGGGAUGUUUACACCGUAUCACUAAGACAGCAGUUACAAGAUGUCAGUAAGAAGCUUGUUAAUCCCCAGCAUUAUAACAAAGAUGGUUGUGUCAAUAACAGCCGCUGUAUAAGUAUCGCUUGGGUGCCUGGAGGUGAUGGAACCUUUGUUGUUGCUCAUGCCGAUGGAAAUUUGUUCGUGUAUGAGAAGAAUAAAGAAGGUGCAACUGAUUCUUCAUUUUCUGCUAUAAGAGAUCCUACACAGUUCUCAGUAGACAAAGCAAAAUAUAGCAAGAGUAAUCCAGUUGCGAGAUGGCAUAUUGGUCAAGGUUCAGUUAACUGCAUUGCAUUUUCAAAUGAUGGAGCAUACUUGGCAACUGUUGGAAGAGAUGGUUAUCUUCGAAUUUUUGAUUUCUCAACCCAAAAGCUAGUGUGUGGUGUAAAAAGUUAUUAUGGUGCUCUACUGUGUUGUGCUUGGAGUAUGGAUGGAAAAUACCUUUUGACUGGAGGUGAAGAUGACUUGGUUCAAGUAUGGAGUAUGGAAGAUCGAAAGGUUGUGGCAUGGGGUGAGGGACACAAUUCGUGGGUAAGUGGAGUGGCAUUUGAUUCGUAUUGGUCGUCGCCAAAUUCAGACGGGUCUGGCGAGAAUGUCAUGUAUCGGUUUGGUUCCGUUGGUCAGGACACACAGUUACUGCUAUGGGACUUAGAAAUGGAUGAGAUUGUAGUUCCACUUCGGCGACCUCCAGGAGGAUCACGCACUUACAGCACGGGAAGUCAGUCCGCUCACUGGGACAACGUCGUUCCAAUGGGCACUCUUCAGCCAGCGCCGUGCAUGCGUGAUGUCCCAAAGCUUUCACCAGUAGUUGCUCACCGUGUUCACACCGAGCCCCUCUCGGGAUUGAUCUUCACGCAAGAAUCAGUCAUAACGAAUUGCAGAGAAGGCCAUAUAAAGAUCUGGACGCGACCAGAUACCCAAUCCAACAGCUGUUCAGAAACAAAUCCAACCACAAGCAAACCUUCACUGCCCAGCAAGGUCGGUGGUUCUAGUUAA